Molecule: messenger RNA, 4517 nt
Organism: Lytechinus pictus (painted urchin)
Lineage: Eukaryota; Metazoa; Echinodermata; Echinoidea; Temnopleuroida; Toxopneustidae
Exons: 6
Coding region: 23-2461 (812 amino acids)
Biological process (GO): non-motile cilium assembly; protein localization to cilium; intraciliary retrograde transport
Cellular component (GO): non-motile cilium; intraciliary transport particle A
Molecular function (GO): protein binding; DNA binding
Source: RefSeq, a predicted model, not a curated record
UGACACUAAUGAUGGCACACUUAUGCAGCCUUUGAAGGGUCAUAAAGAUACUGUCUAUUGUGUGGCAUACGCCAAGGAUGGUAAAAGAUUUGCUUCGGGAUCAGCGGACAAGACAGUCAUCAUCUGGACAUCAAAACUAGAAGGAAUAUUGAAAUAUACUCACAAUGAUGCCAUUCAAUGUCUUGGGUUCAAUCCAAUCACACAUCAGCUGGCUAGUUGUGCUUUCAGUGAUUUUGGAUUAUGGUCCAUGGAGCAAAAAUCUGUUUCCAAACACAAAGUGACAAGUCGUAUUACAUGUUGUUCUUGGACUAACGAUGGUCAGUACCUAGCUUUAGGACUGUAUAAUGGAUGUAUCACUAUCAGGACUAAGAAUGGUGAAGAGAAGCUCAAAAUUGAGAGACCUAAUGGUGGUCUUAGUCCUAUAUGGAGCUUACAGUGGAAUCCUUCUAAAGAUGAAUCUGUUGAUACCCUUGCCGUCCUUGAUUGGGGUCAGAAGUUAUCUUUCUACAAUCUCAGUGGAAAACAGGAAUUGAUCAAGACUGGAUCAAUCAUGCCUAAAAUGAAACGCACCUCAUCAUCACAGAAGAAUAUUGUAUGUGCUUACAAGGCUGCUAAGGAGGGCAAGAUGUCGAUACGGGAAGCCGCCAUGAAGUACAACAUUCCAAAGUCUACCCUCAUUGAUAAGGUCAAAGGUAAAACUCCUCUGGAAUGCAAGAAAGGACCCAAAGCUGUCCUUUCACCAGCAGAAGAGAAGAGUCUUGUAGACUGGGGAGUCAAGAUGGCUGGAAUUGGGUACACCUGCAUAAGGCAACAGACCAUGUACACCGUCAAGACUAUCAUGGACAAGGAUGAAAAAGAAGGAAGAGGGAGGAGGAAACGUUUUGGGGACAACAAUCUCCCGGGAAAAGAUUGGUGGUUGCGCUUUUGCGAGCGGCACUUGAAGCUGAAGAAAGCUACAGCUCAGGUCACAGAGAGAACUAAGAAACUAGCAAAGUCUGAUGCGGCUCUGUGCAAGUGGCAGGCUGGUCUGAAGAGGUUACUCCAAAAACAAGGAAUCAAGGAUGGCUCUUGUGUCUUUACUUGCACUUCAAGUCGCUUUCUGGUGGAUGGACAUAGGGGUAUGAUUAAAUUCUGUAAUACCAAGAAAAUCAAGGAAGGGGAAAAGUAUCUCACUGUCCUGACAGCUGCUUCCGCUAAUGGGAAAUUUGUUCCUCCUAUGAUCAUUUACCCAGGAGACCAUGUUGAUAUUGAUCUCCUUGAGGAUGAGGCGGUUGAAGGGACCUACUUCACCAAAAGCCAAAAUGGAGAUAUGAAUGUUGAGCUAUUCUUUAGUUGGAUUGGAAAUCACUUUCUAGACUUCACACCGACCAGGAAACCUAUCCUGCUUCUUAUUUCAGGAAGCUGGCCAUAUGUUGAUAUGUAUGUCUCAAGACUGUGUAAAGACAAACAAAUCGUCUUGUACUGCAUGCCACCUCAUACAAAUCUCUUUCAGGAACCGCUGAGGUGGAGCUUCGCGAAGCAACUGCCCCAUGAAUGGAAAAGGGAGUCCAUGAACUUUGAAAUUCUGAAUCCUGGUAUGAAAGUGGACAGAUAUGCAUUCCCUGCUGUCUUUAGCAAUGUCUGGACUCAUCAAGCCUCGGGGAGCAAUGUCAUGGCAGCGUUUGAGAGAAGUAGAAUCUGGCCAGCAGAUUCCAAAGGCAGGCAAAAACCAGCAGUCCAAGACCAUGCAAAUGUGCAGUGCUUUGAUGAAGAUGGCAAUGCAAUAGAAGUUGCCAUGUACGAGGAAGUCACAAGUGAAAGUCCAGCUCAUGAUGUAGAAGAACAAAGUGUAGGAGUCCUGACAACAAAAACUGUCAGUUCAAGAAAUGUCAAGGUUUGGGAACCAAACUGCCUCCAACAAUUUGAGGAAGCUCAAGACUUGACUAAAAACCAGAAAGAACUUUUUGAAGCCCGUUUUCUUUUGAAUAUGGAGAUAGAGAAUGAUCUUGUCUACAAUGCUUGGAAAGCCCUCAAGUGCUUGAUGGAAAUGAAACAGGAAACAUCCGAUGACGACGACGAUGAUGAUGGUGAAUCUGACACUGAUGAUGACGAUAGUCUCCUGGGUUGGCUUUCCGAUGAGUCUGAUGAAGACAUCCAAGAAGAUGAUGAAAAAGAGAACAUCAAAGAGGAUAAAGAUGAAUCUCCUGAUGAUGCUGAAAGGAAACCUGAUGUUGAGGAUGAUGAUGAUGAUGAGAAGGAAAAUGAGGAAAGCGAAAGUGACCAUGAACUCGAUGUUGCUGAAGAUGGGCUUCCAAGUUCUGCAUCAAGUGGUUCUGAAGACUUUAUCUCAUCAGCAUCUAGAUGCUCUCCCACAAGGACAGCCAUGUCUCCUCUGAAAAUCACUAGAUACAUCCAUCCUGGAGAGGAAAGCAACAAGAGAAGUGUGAACAGUGUUUCUACACUGAAUAAAGAAGAUGAAUAAAGAAGAGAAGAUCAUUGCUCGUGCCCUAAGUCUGUCCAAGACAGAGACAAAAAAUGGUCUGCUGCAUAAAACUAUUUUGACUUGUUUACUUGAUGCCUUUCCUUACUUUCCUCCUACAGUCUACACACGUUUGCUUACUAAUUAUAAGCCUAUCUGUAGUUUCGGUCAAUCUUCACAUGAAUAUUAUUCCAAUUGAAUUAAGACAAUAUGAAUGUGUGUGUCCUGAGGAUAUAAAAGGAAAAAAUAAGUUGUAUUGGAUAAAUUUCACAAUUUAACAUAAAAACAUUUGUUUAGAUGCCCGAUUAGAACAAGGUAUCUGCAUGUUUUUAUCUUGUUAAUCUAAAAUUCCUUCUCAAGCAUCGAAUGGGCUGAAAAUGUCAGUAUGUAAUCUCCUGUAGUUUUCUGAUAUCCAAUUACUAAAUAUGUAAAGUAAGUACCCAUUGAAGUAAGAUAACGAUCAUCCGAAUUGCUGACACAGUUGAAAUCAGUAAUAUUUCUUUGUUUUUACUCAACCCGGUCUUCAUGUAUAAAAUGAAAAUAAAAAAUUAAUGGAGAUGAAUUUGUAAAUUUAUAAAUGAAUAAAGAAUGAUGAAUAUAUAAAUGAAUAGUUAAAUAAAUGAAAAAGUAAUAUGAAAUUAAAAAAACCUACAAAAUUAACAGAAUUAAGAAUGAAAGUAAAUCACUCCAUGAAAAAUGAUGAGACAGUCACUUUACUGUAAAAAAAUUGGGAUGGAUAAAUUUGGAAUACUGUAUUAGAAUGAUAAAGCAAAAUAAGCAAUAUAAUCUAUCUAAAUGAAAAUUAUACCUUAAAGCUAAAUGAUAGUAGUUGCAGUAAAACACUAAUUUCGUGAGAAAGUCUGUAAAACCAAGGUUAAGUAAGACUAUACCAUCGUGGAUCUAGAUCUGGUACAGUUACAUAAACUGAACUUUGUGAAAUCAUAAAAUCUAAGCUGAAAUACGAUCACACUGAAAAUCGCCAACACAGAUAGGCACACGUGGGACAGUGUAUUAUUAUUAUUGCUGGAAUAAAGACCUGACGGAAGUGACCGAAUCCGCGCUUAUUUUGCUUAUUUCUCAGCAAUUACACAAUUUCUUCCAGAAUCCUUUGGCACAUAUUUUUUAUUCAUACAAACAGACACUUGGGUGGUCAUUAUAUUAGAUUCUGUAAAAAGUCAUUUUGAGAUAGUUACCAGAACUGGAAUUUAUAUUAUCAAACUAGUUCCAUGCAAGUGUAUGAUAAAUAUAGAUGUAGAUAUUUAUUUGGUUUGUAUAAAAUAUAUUCGAAAUUAACCGUUAAAAACAGAACACAUUAUUUAUUAUAUUUUAAAUAGUUUUUAAAAUGAAGAAAAUGAUUGUCUAUAUAUGCUCAUUGAUCAAUGUAAUUUCUGAUAACUUGUGUUCAUAGAAUUUAUACCAGGGCCAUGAAUAAUGCAAACAUGAAUAUUUAACCCUAAAAGGACUGGGCUAUUUAAGAUGUAUCGAGGACUGGGGGGUGCAUGAUGGCCCCCUUCUGAUCCUGGCCGCCGUUCGCGCAAUCGCGCCUAAAUUUGGCACGCACAUUCUUUACCACAAACUACAAGCUAGUAUAAAAAUAAUUCUGAAAUUAAUUAUUUUUAUUUAUUAUGAAUGAAAUAUGCAAAUUUAUUCAUGAAAAACAUUAUUCGCAUAUUUAAUACCCAAUUUCACUUCAUAUUUUCUUAUUUUUUUGCAGAUGUCAUCUUUGUAAUCUAAUUUAAAGGUUUCCACAAAGAAAAAUUGCGAAAGCCAAUUUUUCCUUAUGUUUUUAGAAUUUCUUAUGUAUUUCUUUGUUUUUUCAUCUUUUGUUUUUUCAAUGGAAAUUAUUACAGACCAUUUAACAACUUAAUCAAACCCUAACUUAAUUAAGCAGACCAAUUAGAAUGAAAAAUAAUCACCCUUUUAGGAAUUUCAUCUCCCAUAGACUUGUACACAAUGUAUAAAACUGAGCCAUUUUCGGCAUGACAUUGUCUCGUAAAAAGUCACGUGAUGUCGCGAUGCUAUACCUGGAUGUCGCGAAAUUGGUCUCAAAACUGGCGCG